AUGAUUCAUCACAGUGAGCCACCUCGCCCGUCUGUGCAAAAUGCAAGAGCGCCUCAGAAAGUUCGCGCUCCUCUUUCGCGGGGGCGUCACCAGCGACACGGUCCAACCGUGCCGUCACUGGAUCGCGGGGCGUACCAUCUGACUCCUCUGGACCGCGCCCUCGCUACAGUAGCGGCUCCGCACUCACCAGCCCCGGCGCAGACGACGUCGCCUCCUCUUGUUGUGUCCUCCGUUUCUCCUGCUCGCCAGCUGGUGUCAAGUGAUGCUGUCACCGGACAGGUCCAGAUGUGGCCCGCCGUGAUGUCGUCGCGUCAGCGCCGUCGCCAGGUAGCGCUUAAGUCGAAGACUCCAUUGGCGUUGCAACUGGAGGCGUUCGUCCGCCGCGAACACCAGCAGUACCUACGCGAGCACCCGUCGUGUUCUAGAGCAGAUUGUCUGCACAUCUUCCGUGAAGUGAUGAACACGUUUGUGAACCACUUCUCCGAGUACAAGGGCAUUCUCUCCAUCAUUCGCGAUGAGUACGACGCGGCACUAAACGAAAUGUCUGAGAGGGUGAAGCAGAUGCAGGUGGAGUACCUUGAGAGCCAAACCGACCGGGAGAUGCACGCUAUGGAGAUCAUUCAGCUGAAGGAAUCCAUGAAUGCUACAAUCAGCAACCAAAAGGCGCAGCUCAGUGCUGCCCAAGAGCUCGUGCAUGCCAUGCGUGAUCAGGUCGCAGCGGCCGAGCACGCGAACACCUUGCUGACCUUGGAGAUGGAGCAGAAACGAAAAACGCACAUUGAAGCGCAGCAGCAAGUCAAGCUGCUGUCGAACGCAAUGAUUGAGGAGAGCUCGCGCACAGCUGCAGCGCGCGACGCGACGCGCAAGAUGAAGAAAGAAAGUCAACUUCAGGAGGCGCGUAUCAAGGUGCUGAAGGAGCAUGUGGCAGAGCUGGAGGAAUCCCUGAAACGGCAAACAUACGCGCAGAUAGAAGGCCGCCAACUCUCAGCCGACACUGGUGCGGUAGCGGUUGACAUGCGCGGAUCAUCGCCGCAAGCCAAUUGGCCUCUUCAUGAAGGAAGCGACGUGAAAGCUGGCACCUAUUCAAGCCAGUUUGUCACUCAUGUGCUUGCGCGCAUCGAUGCCCUGGAGAUGAAGCUGACCAUGGCCGCGAAAGAAGGCACGGCAGCGCUUGCAGACGCACCCUCCCUGCUUGAUGCAGCGAUUCACCCUGCCUCUGUGUCAAAUCUGGAGGGCGCCUCCCCGGCAGCGAGAAACUCAGCGGAUGCCGUGUUUCCUGUUAUACGGGAGUGGCUGCAGCGAGAGGGUGUCGGCGAGGCCGAGGUCGAGCCGACGGAUGUCAUUGUCCCGCCGGGUCGAAACCCUAAGGAGGUUAUGGGCUUUCUCUCCGCUACGCUGCCUGUCAAGCAUCGUCACCUCUCCUUACAGGUGACACUCCAGCUGAUGGAGUCGCUGUGGACUGCGCGGGCGCAAGCUCUGGACUCGUUACGACUGCCGCAGUUUUUUCUCGAGUGGCUGCAAACGCAGGCAGGCAACCCCAAGGAGGCAAAGGCACUCGGCGUUAACCUAUUGGACACAUGCCAGCAUAACAUUCACCACCCCGACUGCCGCGCUCUGCUCGCCGUGCUGAAAGGUUUUCUUCCAGAGGAGCUGGUGCACAUGUGUCGGCGCCGCCUCGCGCAGCUCCGCUUUUCCACCGCGAAAUCCACCGCUACGCUUCACGACAAAAUGUCAUUUGACGCCUUCUUUGCGGAGGUGCGUGCUGUUUGCCCAGAGAAGUCGUUGGCCAACAUGCUGCAUCUGCGCUUCACCGUCUUUCGCAGAAGAAACACGGCGGGGGAGGUGGAGCUGAGCCAUGUGCUCUCCGAAGAUUCCUACUUUGUGACGCUGUUCAAGUGGCAGUGGGUGCAGGAAGUGGAGGCCUUCACGCUGCGCGUAGUCGAGGGCAUCCGGGAUGAAGGCGACGAGAAACGGAACAUUGUGGCCCUUAACAAGGCGACGCGCCUCCUGCAACGGCUCGACGCGGCGCUGGGUGAGGCGGUCUACACCUACGUUUCACUUGCAUGUCAGCGACCCGUCAUUGAUGUUUCCACCGCCGAAGGUGUCACGGUCCCACUGAACGCAAUGUUGCUCCGCUUUCGCUCCUCUGUGUUGCUUUAUCGCCGGAGCCCCGAGGAUGUCAUGGAUACCUGA
Leishmania braziliensis MHOM/BR/75/M2904 is the source of this 2193-nucleotide messenger RNA. RefSeq lists its product as hypothetical. Gene Ontology annotation, cellular component: cytoplasm. The record is from RefSeq and is a predicted model, not a curated record. Bases 1 to 2193 code for a protein of 730 amino acids. The transcript has a single exon. NCBI's taxonomy places the organism in Eukaryota, Euglenozoa, Kinetoplastea, Trypanosomatida, Trypanosomatidae.